GCAGCAAGUCUGAGCGUCACAACCGCAUAUAUUUGACUUUCUUCGGGCUUCAACGCAUUAAUUAUACGGCUCUGUAGCUCUCAUCCAGCGAAGACAAGGAUUUUACCACUGAAGCAGAAUGCGACACAGCUGCUGUUCGGAGUAUUAUCUACAUAUGACCUUCCUCAAACCUGCCUUCUAGGAUCGGACCUCGGACCGAUAGAUAUUGGGCGGUGAUUGCCUUUUUCGAUUUUUGCCUCUUACAUUGUCCUCAGAGGAUGAACGUAUCGACAGCCUACAUAGCGGCCUCCACGAAUCGGUUCUGUCAAGCUGCUGAUGCUUCGCAAGCUUCACUUAUCGCGUUUGGCUCCGCGAAUCUAGUUUGUCUCUGGGACCUCACUGGAGAUCCUGAUCCAGGUCCUUAUCAAACAUUACCUGGCCACGAAGGGACUGUGACCAGCGUCAAGUUCGUCUCAGAUGAUUCGUUUGUUACUGCCGACGACAAGGGUAUGGUGAUAUAUUGGACAAGAGAUGGGUUACAUGAUCAGUGGAGGUCAAGUAAGGUUCAAGCACACCCGAAAGCAGUCUCGUCCUUAUGUGUUCAUCAUGAGUGUCUUGCGACGGGCUCUUCUGAUUCUUCAGUCAAAAUUUGGAAAGUAGGAACAGAUGAGGUGGUCGAGGUCCAAUCCAUACCACUGAAGGGCAAAUAUCCACUGUCUAUCGCCCUUUCUUUCCUUCCUCAGUCUGAAAGUCUUAUCCUCGCCAUUGCAUGUACAGAUCGAAAUAUUCAAAUCUGGACAAGGUCCGACGACACAUUCAUAAAAUCUGCUGUACUUUCCGGACAUGAUGACUGGGCCCGAUGCCUUGCGUUCCGACCUUCACUUCAAGAAAGCGAGCCCUUGGUUCUCGCGUCAGGAUCUCAGGACACGACUAUCAGGCUGUGGAAUAUCGAACCUUACAAACGCGAGACCGGGAAAUCUUCCUCGGCGUCUGCAGAUGCUCUAAGUGAUGAACUUUUGGAUGCUUUCGAAGCUUCUCUGGGUGAACUAGCUGAUGCCGAAGAGGGUGGCCGUCAGAUUUCUUUGAAACGACAUAUUUUGACCGUCAAGACAUCCGCCUCCGGUUCUCAACAGUUCUCAAUCACUUUUGAUGCACUCCUUGUUGGUCAUGAAGCAGGUGUCACUUCUCUCAGUUGGCGGCCGGCAACAUCAGCAUCGUCGACAGCGACUCUACUAUCUUCGUCCACUGAUUCUUCCGUUAUCCUUUGGUCUCCGUCAACGGUGCUAACCUCUUCACAUGAUACGUCCACUGCGAUCUGGAUCAAUCGGCAGCGAUUUGGGGACAUUGGCGGGCAGCGCUUGGGCGGAUUUGUCGGAGGUCUAUGGGGUAAAGAGGGUUCUGAGGCAUUCGCCUGGGGUUGGUCCGGUGGCUGGAGGAGAUGGCGGUGUUCUGCUGAUGAAAAGGAAACUUGGACUGAAGUGCAUGCAAUCACUGGACACAGCGGGCCCGUUCGGGGAAUCUGUUGGAGCCCUGAUGGGCAGUUCUUGAUAUCAGCUGGAUUGGAUCAGACUACACGUAUACAUGGUCCUAUAACACACCAAAAUGGUCGCACAACAUGGCAUGAGCUCGCCAGACCGCAAGUCCACGGGUACGAUCUUCUGGGGGUAAGCUUUUUAGACAACCUCAAGUUUGUUAGUAUCGCGGAUGAGAAAGUGGCGAGAGUGUUUGAGGCUCCGCGAAGUUUCAUAGAUGUGGUAGAAGCACUGGGUGUUGCACGAUUUUCCGCUGCUGAUCAUCAACGUCCAUCCCGAGCUAGCGUUCCGCCCCUGGGUUUGUCGAACAAAGCCACCGCUGAUGCCUCUACGACCGUUGAUGAAGCUUCCCCAUCCACUCGGCCUCUGGAAGGGGAACUUGCCGCCACUACUCUUUGGCCAGAAAUAGAAAAGGUAUUUGGACAUGGAUACGAGUCCAUCACUAUUGCUACGUCCAACUCACGCAGUCUGGUAGCGACUGCUUGUAAGUCAACGUCACCAGAGCACUCUGUCAUUCGUAUAUGGGACAUAGAAACCUGGCAACCAUUCGGAGAACCUCUCGCCGGGCAUUCACUGACUGUCACGCGGAUAGCAUUCAGUCCUGACGACCAAUUUUUACUGUCUGUUUCCAGGGACAGAACAUGGCGUCUGUUCCGAAGGAACGAUUCGACUCCAGGUUAUAGCGCAGCAGCCGCAGACAAAAGUCACUCUCGAAUCAUUUGGGACUGUGCAUGGGCACAUGAAGGCGAUGUUUUCGUUACGGCGUCUCGCGAUAAGACGGUUAAAAUAUGGCAGUCUGGCACUGAUGGAAAUUGGAAAGCUAUUGUUAACAUCAAAGUGGCGGAGGCCGCAACGGCUGUUGAAAUCUCGACUGUUGACAAACAAAAUAGACGGUACCUUGCUAUCGGCCUUGAAACCGGAGAAAUACUGGUGUAUUCAAACACGAUCCCAACAACAGAUUGGCGGCAUCAAUUGACAGUAAAUGCUGGCAUGGCGCAUGUCAACCAUAUUCACCGCCUCAGUUGGCGACCUUCCGCGGUUGAAGUUACUCGGAAAGAGCUCGCUAGCUGUAGUGAAGAUGGUACAUUGAAAAUAGUAAUCGUCCACAUGAGUAUGGAUUGAUAACCAUCCAAAUGGAAUGAAAUGAGAGCUGCUAUACAGUGGUGAGAGAAAUAAGGGGAUGAAACUAGUAAUGAAACAAUCUGGGAGGCGCGCAGGUGCAGUAUAAGGGUAUCGAACAGUGAGAUGCGAGUAUAAUAGGCGUAGCAGACGACGAUAGAAGACGAAUAGAGCAUUGUGCGAUAGGGAUACAAGAACACAGAAUGGUGAUCAAUUUAGACAAUGUCACGGAGACUGAUAGG
Desarmillaria tabescens is the source of this 2872-nucleotide messenger RNA. RefSeq names its product WD40-repeat-containing domain protein. Gene Ontology annotation, biological process: tRNA wobble uridine modification. Gene Ontology annotation, cellular component: elongator holoenzyme complex. The record is from RefSeq and is a predicted model, not a curated record. Gene Ontology annotation, molecular function: protein binding. The transcript has 15 exons. Bases 258 to 2633 code for a protein of 791 amino acids. NCBI's taxonomy places the organism in Eukaryota, Fungi, Basidiomycota, Agaricomycetes, Agaricales, Physalacriaceae.